GUGCAGCCGACCCACAAUGAAGCUCUUCUCCUUCCUUUCCCUCGCCCUUCUCUCCGUGUCCGGCGCUCUUGCCCAGAGCAUCGAGAUCGGCGCUCCGCUUCCCAAAUCCAAGCUCGAAUCCGGCUGCAACUUCACCGUUGAGGUGGACCGACCGGACACACUCACUGGCUCAACGGAGGUCGCCAUCGCAAUUGCCCUGAAAUCCAACACCGCGCCGUACGGCAUCGGGGACUUGCUCUACAUUGGCUCGUACAACCCACAGUUCCACACCGGCGCUGCGUGGUACAAGCCCCCGCAUCAAAACUUCUCCGUCAAGGUGCCGAAAGACCUGGCUCACGGGCCGGCGCUGUUGAGCGUGCAGCAUUGGUCCAUCGUCGGCGCGAGCCAAUGGUCGCUUCUGGAGUCCAAGAACAUCACGGUGGUGGUGACCUGAUGAUCCCUGCGUGCAAUUGUCCCACCUUGAAUUCAGAGAAAGAAAAACAAAUAGUUACAGAUAUUGUACGCAGGAUAAAUGAAACUUGUGUUACAGAAAA
This is a messenger RNA of Mycena citricolor, 533 nucleotides long. Lineage: Eukaryota; Fungi; Basidiomycota; Agaricomycetes; Agaricales; Mycenaceae. The record is from the annotation of a GenBank genome assembly.